AUAAGGCAAAUACUGGUUGCUUAGAGGACCCAACACAAGUGGUUUUUUGCCUUCAUCGUCUUCCUCUUGAAGCUAUUGAAGUUGUUUGUUAUGUGUUUGCCCGAGGGAGAAAGAGAGAGAGAGAGAGCCAUGGCACUAGAAGCAGUGGUAUUUUCACAGUCACAAGACCCCUUUGGUGGUUACGGAUCAUCAGUGAAGGACUUUUACAACUGCACCUUGUUGGCUUCACCCAACUGGGGGGACUAUGAACCACACAUCAACACAGAAGAAGAAGAAGAACAAGGUUCUAUUAUCUCUACUUUUCUCGAUAAUAGUAAUAAUAACAAUAAUAAUAAUAAUAAUAACAACCCUUAUGGAGAUUGGACCACUAGCUCCUCCUCAUCAAUGCUACCCCACUUGAAUGAUCCUCAAGAAACCACUGACCCCAACAACAGCCAUAACUUAGAUACCUUAACUACAACUAUUACUCGCCCCAAGAGGCGCAGAGCCAAAAGCAGAAAGAACAAGGAGGAAAUUGAGAACCAAAGAAUGACUCACAUUGCUGUGGAGCGCAAUAGAAGAAAGCAGAUGAACGAGUAUCUUUCUGUUCUUCGAUCUCUAAUGCCAGACUCUUAUAUCCAAAGGGGUGAUCAAGCUUCUAUAAUUGGAGGUGCUAUUAACUUUGUCAAGGAGCUUGAGCAGAGGCUGCAUUUUCUUGGUGCUAAGAAAGAAGGAGAGGGGAAAUCUGAUGGUGGUGGUGCAAAUGGAAACAUGCCCUUUUCCGAGUUCUUCACCUUUCCACAGUAUUCAACAAGUGGCGGUGGCACCGAUAAUUCUGCAGCCAAAGGUGAGGACGUGGGUGAGGUUCAGUCUGGCAUUGCUGACAUAGAAGUUACCAUGGUGGAAAGCCAUGCAAAUCUCAAAAUAAGGUCCAAAAAACGCCCAAAGCAGCUCUUGAAGUUGGUAUCUGGUUUGCAUACCAUGCGCCUCACAAUCUUGCACCUAAAUGUUACCACAACUGGUGAAGUUGUUCUCUACUCUCUUAGUGUUAAGGUAGAAGAUGAUUGCAAGUUGGGAUCAGUUGAUGAUAUAGCUGCAGCUGUGUACCAGAUGCUGGAUAGGAUUCAACAAGAGGCAAUGCUGAAUUAAGAUUUAAGAUCAGAAGCUUGACCAAAUUUGCUUUGCCCCAUUUGAUUUUUAACCUUACUUCAUGGUGGAUAAUUAUCUCUCACUAUUUUGCUCUUUCAAGAUGUGCCUAAUUAUUGCAACUCCUAUUCACACUUUGUUAAUCUACUGAUGGUGCCUUGAUGUGGGCUCCUUGGAGGAA
Cajanus cajan (pigeon pea) is the source of this 1306-nucleotide messenger RNA. Its product is annotated as transcription factor bHLH94. NCBI's taxonomy places the organism in Eukaryota, Viridiplantae, Streptophyta, Magnoliopsida, Fabales, Fabaceae. Gene Ontology annotation, biological process: regulation of transcription by RNA polymerase II. Gene Ontology annotation, molecular function: protein dimerization activity; DNA-binding transcription factor activity, RNA polymerase II-specific; RNA polymerase II cis-regulatory region sequence-specific DNA binding. The record is from RefSeq and is a predicted model, not a curated record.